Aspergillus melleus is the source of this 828-nucleotide messenger RNA. RefSeq names its product PTH11-like integral membrane protein. Bases 1 to 828 code for a protein of 275 amino acids. Lineage: Eukaryota; Fungi; Ascomycota; Eurotiomycetes; Eurotiales; Aspergillaceae. The transcript has 2 exons. The record is from RefSeq and is a predicted model, not a curated record.
AUGUAUAACGCCAGUCUGGCCUGCACGAAGUUCUCCAUUCUCUUCCAAUAUCUGCGCAUCUUCCCAGGCCACAGCUUCCGCAUCGCCUGCUACAUCACGAUGGUCAUCGUGGCGAUCUACUCCACCUGGGCCAUCGUCAGCGGCUACGUCAACUGCGUCCCAGUGGCCCGGUUCUGGAACCACGAAAUCCCAGGCUCCUGUCUCAGCUUCGAGGCCGUGUGGUUCUUCAACGCAUCCAUGAACAUCGCUACCGAUCUAGCCUUGCUCAUCAUGCCGAUGCCUCUCCUCUCUCAUCUGCAGCUUCCGCGCAUACAGAAACUUGCGCUCAUGGCUGUUUUUGCUAUCGGCGGAUUAGUCGUCAUAACCAGCAUCCUCCGCCUCUCUAGCCUCCGCAAAGUAGCCAAAAGCCCAGACACAUCCUACAGCAACGUCGCCGCCGCCUACUGGACCGCCGCCGAAUGCAACGUCGCCAUCAUCUGCGCCUGUCUCCCCUUUCUACGUCCCAUAGUUAGCCGCAUCUUCCCGAAGCUGCUCUCCACGCAGAGCUACAAUACCCCGUACUCGCGCGGGCGGACACUCACGACGCUCACUAAGUCCAAGGCUCAGGGGCCGAAGAUGGCGCUUUAUUCGCAGGAUCGGGACUUGGGGCUGUGUACGAUUGAUGUCGAUGUACAGGGUCCGGCUCCGGCCCAGGGCUAUGGCAGAGGGAGCGGGGAGGGGAGUAGUAGUGCUGGUGGAGGGGGGAUAGAAGUUAGGACUGAGAUGACGCAGCAGAGUACGGUUCAUGGGGAGGAGACGAGUCAGAGGAGGUUAGUUAUGGAUGUAUGA